CGCGUCCAUACAUGCAGCUAAAACUAAAUCAAACCUAUCUUCUCGUUGCUUUUUCUCCUCCAAUUUGAACUUACUCUGCAACUCUCCACUACCUCCCACUAUAAUCCAUGCAAUCCUAUCUACAUCUUCAUCUGCUCUUCUUCUGCUGUAGCUCUCUCCUCCUCUUUCUCUUUCACUCCUUCUCCCAGCUCAUACAUCCACGCUAACGAGCUUUCAUGAAUUUCUGGUGAAUCCCACCAAUUCACUCCCAGUAAGCUGACUUCGGGCAGCGAAGAGGAUACUGCACUUGUUUGAGGUAUGUGAAACUGGGCUGCUGAAAAUGGAUCGAGAUGAAGUUUUGGUUCCGGUGGAGACACAAGCUUCACGGAAGAAGAAGACUGCGGUUUCCAGGAGCUGGAUUUUGCUGGACCAAAAUGGGGAGAGUACCAUUCUUGAUGUAGACAAGUAUGCUAUCAUGCGUAGAGUUCAGAUUCAUGCCAGAGAUCUUCGAAUUCUUGAUCCUCUUUUAUCAUAUCCUUCAGCGAUCUUGGGCAGAGAAAGAGUUAUUGUUCUCAAUUUGGAGCAUAUCAAAGCAAUAAUCACAGCUGAGGAGGUAUUGCUUAGAGACCCACUGGAUGAGAAUGUAAUCCCCAUUGUUGAGGAAUUUCAAAGACGAUUACCUCUUGUAAAUAUCACAAACCAAAUUCAAGGCGAAGAAGAAGUGCAUCCUGGAGAGCGAAAAGAUUUUGAUACAGGCGAAGAAAAUGAAUUUCCAUUUGAAUUCCGAGCAUUAGAGGUUGCAUUAGAAGCCAUUUGCAGUUUUCUAGAUGCGCGUACUCGAGAACUGGAGACUGAUGCUUAUCCUGCUUUAGAUGAGCUGACCUCCAAGAUUAGCAGUCGUAAUCUGGAUCGGGUGCGAAAACUGAAGAGUUCCAUGACAAGGUUGACAAAUCGUGUUCAAAAGGUAAGGGAUGAACUGGAACAACUUCUGGAUGAUGAUGAUGAUAUGGCAGACCUUUACUUAUCAAGAAAAUUAGCUGGCUCAUCUUCACCUGUCAGUGGCUCUGGUGCUCCCAAUUGGUUCCUUAACUCUCCUACCAUAGGUUCAAAGAUAUCCAGAACAAGUAGGGCCAGUGCAACAACAAUGCAAGAGGAGAAUGAUGUUGAAGAGCUUGAAAUGUUGCUUGAGGCGUACUUCAUGCAGAUUGAUGGCACAUUGAACAAAUUGAAUACGUUGCGUGAAUACAUUGACGACACAGAAGACUACAUCAACAUACAGCUUGAUAAUCAUAGGAAUCAACUAAUUCAGCUAGAGCUCUUCCUAUGUUCAGGGACUGUGAGUUUGUCUGUGUACUCCCUAGUGGCAGCAAUUUUUGGCAUGAAUUUCCAAUAUACAUGGAGGGAGGGCCAUGGUUAUGUAUUUAAAUGGGUGGUCAUCCUCACAAGUAUAAUUUGUGCAAGUCUUUUCGCAUCAAUAAUUUCAUAUGCUCGGCACAAAGGUCUUGUUGGUUCUUGAUUCCUGAAUAUGAAUGCAGCUUGAAAUAGUACUUCCAAGUCCUUCACUUUUUGAUGGCUUUAGGACCUUGUUGAACGAUUCGAUCAUCAAUUCAGGUUAGAAAUCCAAAUAAGUAGAAUGCUAAAUCCAUCAUUUGUAUGUAGAAAAUAUUGAAUCGAUUUAUGGGUUGGGUGGUCAUGUAAUUAGACAAAAGUUAGUGCUAUAGAGGCAUUAAUUUGUCAGCUAGUAGCAUGGUUUGAUAAAAGCAUAGUGAGAUAUGGGGCUUUAGGUGUAACUAAAAUCCAGGACAAGCAGAGAUAUUAUUGUUUUGUAUUCAUGAUGUGUUUCCUAUUGCAUUUGACAUUAACAAGUAAUGUGGCCUACUGCUGGGGCCGAUUCAAUUUGCUUCCAA
This is a messenger RNA of Manihot esculenta (cassava), 1886 nucleotides long. Its product is annotated as magnesium transporter MRS2-I. Gene Ontology annotation, biological process: magnesium ion transport. The record is from RefSeq and is a predicted model, not a curated record. Gene Ontology annotation, molecular function: magnesium ion transmembrane transporter activity. The coding region runs from base 320 to 1495 and encodes 391 amino acids. Lineage: Eukaryota; Viridiplantae; Streptophyta; Magnoliopsida; Malpighiales; Euphorbiaceae. The transcript has 11 exons.